This is a messenger RNA of Ornithodoros turicata, 7063 nucleotides long. Its product is annotated as palmitoyltransferase ZDHHC1-like. The transcript has 12 exons. Bases 356 to 1630 code for a protein of 424 amino acids. Gene Ontology annotation, cellular component: endoplasmic reticulum; Golgi apparatus. Gene Ontology annotation, biological process: protein targeting to membrane; peptidyl-L-cysteine S-palmitoylation. The record is from RefSeq and is a predicted model, not a curated record. Gene Ontology annotation, molecular function: protein-cysteine S-palmitoyltransferase activity. Lineage: Eukaryota; Metazoa; Arthropoda; Arachnida; Ixodida; Argasidae.
GUGCGUUUUGCGACUUUUGCUUUCGCGAGUUAAAUUCGAGCACUUAGUAGACUUAGAACCUACUGAACGUUGAGCUAUGUAGCUGUCAAAUACGUUAGUGCACGUUGACGCAUUUUGCUUUAUUGUGUAACUAUGGGCUACCUUCCUACCAGUGCAGUGCAAUGCGAAAGACACCGCUGAGUUGCCUACGCGAAGCACAACUUUGAAGCAUUGCAGGUGUUCGAAGAACAAUAUGACCUGUCAUGUAGGGCGCACGCGGGCUAUGUGGGCAGAUUUGCCUGACCCAGUAAUAAUGUAAUGUCCACAACACAGGAAUCUGCUUUGCGAAUCAUCCACCUUACGAAACCGUAGCACAAUGACUAGUGAAGUUGCAGCGCUACCCUGGUACUGUAACCUGUGGAUCUUGUGUCAGACUUUAGUGGAAUGUGGCUCAAAGACACCCAGAGGGAACCUGUGGAGCCGAAAGAAUGGCUGGUCUCUACCGCUAAACCCUCUCCAGCUGCUAGCAUGGUUUUUUCUUACCUAUUUUUUGGUGUUUUACUUCGCCGUUCUUGUCCCCCACUGUCCACCUGGAGCGUGGCAAAUCACCUUAUAUGUCCUGAAUACCAUUCUCGCUACUGUGCACAUAGCCUCCCAUAUCUGCAGUACCAGCAUCGAUCCAGCAGACCGCAACGUUCUUAACAAAAACAUCAAAGGCCCUCUACCUGUCUUUGACCGUAGCAAGCAUGCUCAUGUGAUUGAAAACCAGUUCUGUUACAUAUGUGAAGUCAAAGUUGGCUGCAAAGCAAAACACUGCAGUAGCUGCAAUAAAUGUGUAGCGACAUUUGACCAUCACUGCAAAUGGCUGAACAACUGUGUUGGUGGAAAAAAUUACAGGUACUUCGCUGUAUGCAUUGCCACUGCCCUAGCUGCCUCAUUGUUGAUAUUUUGUGUUUCGGUAGCACUUAUUGUGGCUUACCUCGUAAAAGACAGCUGGCUCCACCUGUCGGUUUUGGAAAACAACUCUACCGUUGCCUAUCCAGGAAAUGUGCCAUUGAAAGACCCGAUGUUUGCAGUGAUAGUGCCAGUUGAUGCUGUUGUUUGGCUGGCUGCCGUGGUAGUAUGUGCUGUGCUGUCAUUCUUCGCAAUCGGUCUACUCAGCCACCUCUCCGGUUUCCACCUGUUUCUUGCUUUCCGAGGGCUGUCUACUUAUGAUUACAUUGUUCAGAAGCGAGAUUCAUCAUAUCAUAUGGCUGCCACUGACAAAACUAAAGAUUUGUUCUUGCACUGGUGCAAGUCGAAGGCCAACCAAAUUUCACCUGCUCAGCCUGAGAACCAAAGCACGAAGUGCAGAAAGGACAGCACAGUGGGACGGAACAACAAAGCUACUGGAAGAGAUGUAUUCAGAGAUGGCACACAAAUGGAUGAAAAAAGUGCCUCACUUUGUGCUGGAGAUGUUUACGUUGGCAGCCCUACUCGCCAGCAUAUUAUCUUGAGAGAAAUUCAGCGAUCACACUUGAAGGCAAGCCAGGAAGGACUGGGGACAAAACCAACUCAAGUAUUGGACUGCGGAAACCGUUCACCUACUGUGCAGAUAGCCCAGCCAGGUAGUGAGUGCAGCCACAGUCAGAGCGAACAUGUAGGGCUCUGAGCGCAUGCACCACACUGCACUGUUGUUGCUUUAGAGAUGAGAAAGGCAGGGCACAAGAGUUGGACACCCCAGUUUCCAGUUCUGCAUCUGAGCUUCAUGGAGUGCCAACAGGCAUAUCACACUUGUCCCAUUCAGUGUCGCAAACGUUUUUGCAUACAUAUGAAGGUGAAAUUCCAGCAGAUGAGUCUUCAGAGAGUACAAUACCUGCUCUUGGAGGCAGCUUAAGCAACUUACUGUUUCCAAAUGAACCGCCUCUUGCAAAGCCCAGUGACUGGUUGCGUGAAAGGCGAGUAGGAGGGUCCCUCGAUUUAGGUUCCUUGCCUCGCUCAACAGGGCUCUUACCACCCAUCCAGCGGUUGGAAGUAGACGUUUGUACAGCCAUUAAUGAUGCCAUGCUCAAGCAUGUUGCCACUGGCCAAUGUGAUCAAGGAAUAUUUGCUUCUGCUGCUUCAAUGGAAAGUGCAAAGGGCACUUGUUGGGCAGUGAAAACUUUUGCUUCCAGGAAAUGAUGCUUUUGCUUUGGAAUACUAGCGCUACUUAGAUCUGAAUUAGUGACAGAAGUGGUUCCAAGGCUUUACAGUGACACUUGUUCGAUGUGUAACAUUUCCUGUCAUGUACAACAUGAAUAAGUCUUUCCGGUUUCCAAGCUGUUUUUUUAAGUGUAACCAACUGGAAAGUUAACAGAAGCAAUUUAUGGAAGAAGUAAUUUAGUUUGCUGUUGUACAGGAAUUGUUUUGUAUGGUUUGAACACACGGGUAUGAAGAACCUGCAUGCCAUAUACAUAGAGCCUGAAGUUUUCGGGAAAUAUUUUUUUCUAAAUUUGGGGAGUAAAAAUAGGGUAAAUAAACGUAUGCCCUAAAUUCAUGCAAAUUCGGGUGAAAAGACUUCCAGUACGCUAAAUUCAGGAAGAAAUUGGGCUCAGUUACUCAAACUAACAGAACUGUUUCGGUACAAAUGGGGAUGUAACUGUGUUUGCUGCCAUACAAGUUAGUAUGCAUUCAUACAGACGUCUCAGUGAGGGCAAUUUGCUGGGUAAAAAUCGGGUUUCACCCUAAAGAGGCAAUCUUCAAUUCGGGGUGUAAAUUCGGGGAAGCAUCGGGUUAAACCCUAAACCUUCAGGCUCUACGAUGUACAGUGGCUUGUAAAACUUUCCAGCCACAUGAGGGCCGCACUGUUUCUUUCAGCCAUUGACAAUGAAAGACUGCUUUACAUUUAAUUGGACUGCAGCCUGCUAACUAAACAAAUACCUGUUCACACAUUUUUCCAAAAUAUGACCAGGUUUAUAUACAAAAACUUGGGGAAACAAGAAAGAAUGCCCAAAAUAAUCUUGGCCACUCACUUUGUUAAACCUCUAGAAGAACCUGUAGCCUCAAACAUCUAGAAGAAAUGGCUAAUUUCUAACAUCUACUUGUGCUUCUUCGAUGAAUGCAGCUGUUUAUUGCCAUUCCUUUCGCAGCUAUUCUGCCCUGAGAGUGUCGUGGCAUUGCCUCGAACAAUCGACCAAUGCAUUCACUGAAUAUCUAGACCCUCUCAUCUUGCAAAUGUCUAAUUCCGGCUUGUUUUUACGCAAUGGAGGCUUCCACAUUGCUCAAGUUUCUCUUGUAUGUGUUUGUUUGGGUGAAGGUCUGGUGAUCUAGUGGGCCAGCGAGCCACUCUUUGACAAGAUGAGAAACGCGGUUAGGUUCAUUGUCAUGCUGGAAGAUACAUUCUUUUGAGCAUUUCCUCUUCUGCAUACUGCAAUAGAUUGUCAAGAAUUGCUUUGUACAUGAGCCCAUUCCUUUUCCCAGUAAUUUAGGCCAAUGGGCAGAACCCUUGUGCCUCAAAAAUACCUCAGACUAGGACACCACCUCCUCGGUGCUUUACUGUUGGAAACUGGUAUGGCACCAACUAGAAGUCAAGCAUACUGCCCGUCGUCAUUUAAGAACAAGUUGAACUUAGACUUGUCUGAAAUGCAACCUUCCCACAAUUAUUGGGUGUCCUGUUGUGUUCCUGUGUGAAUUCCAAAGAUCUUCUUCACAGCCCCAACUGGUUUCCUUGCCAUGAUUCUGUCCUCUUGGAUUUUUCUUGGCCUGCUGCUUCAUAUCCUGUCUUCAACACCAACUCCAGCUUGAAGUUUAGCAGUUAUAUCAUUCUCUGUUGAUUUUCCUACAUUUAAUAAUGAUUUAAUGUUUCAUGCCCUUCCUUCUUCGAUAACCUUUGCAUGUAAUGGAAUGGUUGUGUAUGGAGCCAUGUUUCCAAUGUGAGACUUGCAGAACAUGCACACUCAACCAGGACGCAGCGUGAAAUUAUUGGCCUGGCCCUAGUGACGGCAAGCUUCCCUAAACUGCACGAAAGAUGCGUGGCUGGAUACUUUUUAACUGUGGUUUUUGAACUUUCAUAGAUAAAAAUGAUUGUUCUCACAAAAAAUGCCUUUUUUUGGUACAUAUUUAAUGAACUGGGUUUUCCAAGUUCAAAAGUAAAAUGGCCUUUUGUUGCAGGUAGCUGGAAUCAAUAAUGCAAAAUCCCCACCUGGCUGGAAACUUUUGCAUGUCACCGUAUACCUAAUGAGUAGUCAUGAAGUUCUUAUUAGAGACAAUUUAUUUUAUUUUGAUAUCACUGUAUUCCAAUAAUCUCUCUCUCUUUCCCUCUCUCUUACUGUAUUCCAUGGUGUCAUUUUAAGUUUCCUUUGGAUUUUUACCUUGUAAAUGAGCAAGCAGUAUUGUUCUAUGUUGAAAAUCUAGUUUUGCCAUACCUAUGGACAGUGGUGGGUCAUCAGUAAAAGUAUUGGGUAUGUGGGGGUCAGGUGGCACAAGGCAGCUUAGAUGGGUUCUUGCAAAAUAGGCAUGAUUUGAAGAGUUAAUGUGUUUUAAAUAAAGAACAAUAAAUAAACGUCACAAGCCCUUCACUUUACGAAAGAAAAGGAUAAGUAUCUUACAUGUGCUACCUAAUGAGUUGCAUCUCUGUGUCUUGUGUUUUGAUGCCUUCUUUUUCUCCUGUUUGUCCCGACACUACAAAUUUGCACAUAACAUCAUGCUCUUGCUUUUUUUCUCUCUCUCUCUCUCUCUAAUAUUUGAGGAAAAUACCUGCCGAAAAGGGUGGAAAGUGGGUGUACACAUUAGUGUAUACACCCGUUUAAGCAAUAUGAAAGGAAAAGCAGUUUUCACACAUGCUGUUCCCAAGAAUGAAGUGCAAUAACCUAUUCAUACCUCUAUGAGGACUGUACCCAGCACCCAUGGAGCCAUGAGCUACCACUGUCUGUAGAGCCCAAACCUUGAAAGGAAUUUAGUAUCCUUCCUCGACAACCUUUGGAUAUACCUUAAUAUCUUAAUAAUAUAAGCUUAUGCCCUGAGGGUACCAAAAUAAAUAAAUAAAUAAAUACCUGUACUUUAAGUCAGUGGUUGUCAACUUCACUGGCAUGGAUGAAAUGUUUGUUACCAGCCAGUGUCUCUGUUGGAAUUAGAAUCUCCCCACCAGCUCUUUCAUGAGCAAAUCAUGGUAUAAUUUGCAAAUUGUGACUUUCAUGAGUAGUGAACUUGGUCUGCAAAGAUAUGCUGAGUGCUUUGUGUUUCGGAAAAAAACAUGGCACGCAGCAAAAUUUUCUGCCUGAUAUGUAUGAUGUUAACGUGGCAAACCCAAGCCUGGAGCCACACUGGUGUCUAGUCAGUGCAGCUAUGUACUACGUUGCUCUUUACUGCACACUACUGUGAAAUUAUUCUUUAAUAUGGUUUACUAAUUGAAAAUUUUUGUGUUGUCUAUAACAGCUAACAAUGAUCCAAGGUGGGAAAAGCAGGCUAUGUAAAAAUGACAUGUCAACAGUACUCUCCGUGCUGUCUUGGAACUCUUAUGUAUAAUACCGAUAUCACUGCUUCAAAGGUGAAGUGCAUGCCAAGAGGCUGAUAAAACAUGGUUUGGUUUAGUGCUGCAUUUAGUUGUGGAGUAGGCAUAACAAAGGCUGAUUGGCCACAUCUGCAAUGAGAUGUCACUUUAGAUUUUGUUCUUUCCAAUCAGUGGAGAUUUGUGGGGCAGUAUUCUGGAUCGAUCAGAUGUGUGCAACUUAGGCAAAAAAAUAGCUUGUCAGAAGCUGUGGCUCAUAGUUGUGACAGGAAAGGAGCCUUGCAGUUGCAUGGACAAAAAUUCACGUAGGUCUGGUUGAGAACCACUGAUUUAAGUUGUCAUAUGUUUGAAAAAAGUAUAAGUGAAACAGCCAUAUGAAAUAUAAAGUUGAUUUGUACUGGUUUUCCUUCUUUUAAGAAGGUCAAAAUUUGGACAAUUUUUCACAACACAUCCUGUGUAUUCAAGCUUUCACAUUAGAGCUCCCAGCUCUUCAUUAAUCUUGCAGUAAUAUUUAGUGUUCUAUUGAGAAUCCUCCUCCUGGUACACUGCCAAGUGCUCUUGUUUUCCUUGACCUGCUGUUGCAUUUGUGAUAAAUGUGAAUGUUUAUUUGCAUGUAUCUGAAAUGGUGACAAGAGGGACUCCGCAUGCUGAGAUGUCUCACUUGCUCAUAUUACUGUUUUUAUUAAUUACAUUUCUAUUUAUUUACUUAAAGACUGCUGUAUUUGGUAGCAAACAGCUGCAUGUCUAAGGCCCAGUUUCAGCAACGUUGGUUAACUUUGAACCGGGAUCAAGGGUUGCUAAAAUUUGAAGUUAACACAAUUCUUUUUUGCAAACUUUAGUUGGUAACAUGAUGAAUGUUUCAGUGACAAUAACUCCCUUUAGUGAAGCAGAGUUAAGCAUUGAAUUCAAGUUAAGGGACCGUUCAUCUCGGUUCAAAUGUUAAUUGGUGUUGGUGAAACCGGGCCUAAGUGUGAUAUUUUUAUUGACAAGUUUAUGAAGGAACUUCAUCUGAACUUUUUUACUUUGAGCUUUAUGUUUACAAAUACAAAUGUUUGUUAGGGAGUAUUUAUAUUCCAAAAGAUGUGUUCAUCUUCAUCUAGACUAGAGUUCAGUGCAGUUAAAUGCAGCUGUAAUUACAGUUACAGUUAUAAUACAAUACAGUUGGUGAUACAAUAUAACUGAGGUAAAGUUGUUUGUUAGCAGCAUGAGAACUUCAUAAGAGUUCAAAACAUGUAAAACAUGUUGUGUAUGUUGUGAGAGAAUUGCAUAGGCAUAUUUAUGAGAACCAUUGCAAAGAAUCUGCUGAAGAUUGUUAAAGUGGAACUCUACUUAAAAUUCCAGCAAUCCUUCCUCUUUGCAAAGUUGUGUUUAUUGUGCUGCCGAUGUUUAGAAUUUUCAAGUGGACUUCCCUGAGAAGGGCAAAAUUACUAUGUAAACAAAACACAAUGUUGAAACUGUAACCUGGCCCAUCACAUGACCACUUUUCCACCAGAGUUGUGACCUCAGCAGAGCACACAGGAGUAUCCCGUUGUAACACUCACCUGAGGUUUUACAUUGUGAGGCAACUGUUCUCGUGUGACAACACAAUAGUUGGUUCAUAGAUAAAUUCUGUCCACCUCA